Drosophila kikkawai is the source of this 460-nucleotide messenger RNA. RefSeq lists its product as uncharacterized. NCBI's taxonomy places the organism in Eukaryota, Metazoa, Arthropoda, Insecta, Diptera, Drosophilidae. The record is from RefSeq and is a predicted model, not a curated record.
CCAAAAUCACUUCAGUUGACUUGGGCCACAGCUUGCGAAGCCAGCAAUUCGUUGGACUUAAACGGGUUCCGCCACCAGAAAGUAAAAGUCCACGCCUGGAGGGUGUUUGUUUGUGUGUGCAAUUGGAAGAUAAUGAAUGUAAUUACAAAAUCGAUCGAGGCAUUGUUCGUAGUGUCCAUAAUCUUGGGAGCUGUGGCCUACGAUCCCAAUGAUCCCAAGAUAGCCGAGUGCUGCCUUCCGCCCGAAGGGAUGUUUGAGGCUUUUUACCCGCGGGAGGUGGAGGGAAUCCCCAACAGCGCCUCGAGGCCCGCCCACGGGCACGGAAGCUUCUUUAAGCACCGCAAUCCGGCGCUGGUGGACACCAAAAAUGCUGCAGCGUAUGGAUACAGAUUCGAUGGCAAGCGACGCUUCAAUUACGACUAGUAACCACAAAUAAAUAUGAUAUUGAAUACGAAUAUAA